Messenger RNA from Cajanus cajan (pigeon pea), 1726 nucleotides. RefSeq lists its product as uncharacterized. The record is from RefSeq and is a predicted model, not a curated record. Lineage: Eukaryota; Viridiplantae; Streptophyta; Magnoliopsida; Fabales; Fabaceae.
CCAACAAGUGAGAGAGAGUCUCUGUUGAUUCAGACUUUGCGUCAAGUCUUCCCUUUUUUUCAGUUUUUUUCCAUUUCGGAAUUCCCAAUUCACCAAGUCUUCCUUCCAAUCCUAAACAAAUAUUAAAAAAAAAAAAAGAACCCACAAUUUUCUCUGUUUCUUCUUCUCUUUCAGAUUCCAUUCCAAAACUUCUUUUUAUUUAUUUAAAUUUCCACCUUUUCCUUCCAUCUUCCCACUUCCACGCCACCCUCUGAUUUCCCCCGAAAAGGGUUUCUUCUGAUCUCUCUCCCUAUAUUGUUUCUGUUGUUUUCUCCCUCCAACGAUUCUUCCAAUUUUUUUUAUUUAUUAUUUUAUAAAAGAAAAUCCAAAGGUUUGUGCUUGAGCCUGUUGUAGCUCGAUCACAAUGAGAACAAACACGUUACCGGCGCUUUUGUUGUUGUCCCUGAUUAUGUUUGAUGUUUCUGACGCGUCCUUUGUUCUGAAACUCCGGAAGUUGGUUGGUCCUGAUCCAAAAGAUGAUAAACCAAAGGAUCCAAACCCUGUUGGUGAAACAAACGAGGUCAACAAGGGUUCACCUUCCCCAGUUCCACAACCGCAACCUUUACCCAAAGUGAAGAAUAAUUCAGUUCCUCCUGUGAGUGUGCCUCCUCCACCCAAAACGGAUGAUGAGGGUGACAAGGGUCAGAAAGAAGAGAAGUGGCCAAAAAUUUCAAUUUCUAGCACCACUGAGACUUGUGAGGGGCUCAACACGUGCACAGAUGAAGGGGACAUGCUUGCUUGUAUUUCCCAAAAUGAUCCUGGGUGCUUGAUUGUUCUUCUUCACAAUGGAGGAGAUGGCAUCAUCAAUGUGAAGCUUCGUACUGAUUUUGAAAAUAACCUUCAAGAUGUAAAAGUCAACAAAAGUGCAACAGCAAAGGUCUAUAUCCCACGAAUUAGCCAUGCAAGUACCCAGUUGACUUUAAAUGCUGGAAAAGGGGAUUGUGUGCUUCACAUGGUUACUCCUGUACCUGAAGGGAAUUUGUUUCUGCGUCUUCCUUCUUAUGACAAAAUUCUAACACCAGUAAAUGGUGCCUAUUUCCUCAUAUUGAUGGUACUGUUCUUUGGAGGAACAUGGGCUUGCUGCACAUGCAGGAAGAAACGCCAUGACGAGGUUCCAUAUCAAGAGCUUGAAAUGGCACUGCCCGAGUCUGUUUCAGCCACCAAUGUGGAAUCCGCUGAGGGUUGGGAUCAGGAUUGGGAUGAUGAUUGGGAAAACAGUGUGGCGGUGAAGUCGCCGGUGGCUCAUACGGGAAGCAUAUCAGUGGUCGGCCUUACUUCUAGAUCUUCAAACAAAGAUGGCUGGGAAAAUAACUGGGAUGAUUAGGUAUGUUAACCUCAAAAGAUAGGGAUGGAAGGGAUAUUAUAUUAACCUCAAAAGUGGAAAAUGGGGAAGAGCAAGGUGAAACAUCACAGUAAGGGAUGUGACAAAUGUGGUUGUGCUGGGGCUUAAGUUUUGAUGCAUGUCCAUGCAAGGGACACAGAAAAUAGAAAGUGUAAUAGUUUUAACACAUUGGAAUAUUUUUUGUAUUGAACGUGUUAUAGUGAAUGCCCUGGCUCCAACGGGAAACUAAAGAAUCUGUAAAUGAAGUAUAGGAGGUAAAGUAUAUUUUAGAUUUUAUCAAAUUUAUAUACACACACUAUUCUUGUGAUCACAAAAAUGAAAACUUUGUGUUAUUAUUUUUGGCUA